CUCUUAUAUCUAUUCUCGCACUCUCGAGCGCUAGGGUUUCCUUUCUCUCUCCUCCAUAUCUCAAUCUCGACGCCAUGAUGCAGCAGCCAGGAGCUGGAGGUAUGCCCCCUCCACAGCCACCCAUGGGGCCGCCGCAACCUCCAGCAAUCGCUCCACCACCUCCACAAGGUCACCCUCAGCAAUACCAGCAACCUCCCCCGCAACCUUAUAUGAUGAUGAUGCCUCAACUGCCCCAGUCCCAGCCUCCGCCACCAGCUCUGUGGGCUCACCAGCCUACGAUGCCGCCCGCGGUUGCGCCACCGCAGCUGCAGCAACAAUUCCAGCACGCCCAGCAACAGCAACCUGGUCAACCUGCCAGUGCCGAUGAGAUCCGUACGCUUUGGAUCGGGGAUUUGCAGUACUGGAUGGAUGAGAAUUAUCUCCAUAGCUGCUUCGCUCACACCGGAGAGGUUGUUUCUGUGAAAGUAAUUCGUAAUAAGCAAACUGGUCAAGUAGAAGGUUACGGCUUUAUUGAGUUUACCAGUCAUGGGGCUGCAGAAAGGAUAUUGCAGACAUACAAUGGUACCCCCAUGCCAAAUGGUGAGCAGAACUUCAGGCUGAACUGGGCUUCUUUUAGCGGGGGUGAUAAGCGGGAUGAUACUCCUGACUUCACAAUUUUUGUUGGAGACUUGGCUGCUGAUGUUACAGAUUACCAACUACAAGAGACAUUCAGAGUUCGAUAUCCUUCAGUUAAGGGUGCAAAAGUUGUUAUUGAUAGGCUCACUGGACGCACAAAGGGCUAUGGGUUUGUCAGAUUUGGAGAUGAAAGUGAACAGGUACGUGCUAUGACUGAGAUGAAUGGAGCUUUCUGUUCAACAAGACCUAUGCGGAUAGGGCUAGCUACAAACAAAAAGGCAGUUGCUGGCCAGCAGUAUACUAAAGCAGCUUCAUAUCAGAAUACUCAGACCCAGAGUGAGAAUGAGAAUGACCCAAAUAAUACAACUAUAUUUGUUGGUAAUUUGGAUUCUAAUGUUACGGAUGACCAUUUGAGGGAGCUUUUUGGCCAAUAUGGGCAAUUGUUACAUGUGAAGAUACCAGCAGGCAAGCGAUGUGGGUUUGUUCAGUUUGCUGACAGGAGCUGUGCAGAGGAAGCAUUGCGGAUGUUAAAUGGAGCUCAGUUGAGUGGGCAAAAUAUUCGUCUUUCAUGGGGACGUAGCCCUUCAAACAAACAGCCUCAACCGGAAGCUGCUCAGUGGAAUGCUGGAUAUUAUGGAUAUGCACAGGGAUAUGAGAAUUAUGGCUAUGCCCCUGCUCCUCAGGAUCCAAACGUGUACUACGGAGGCUAUCCUGGAUAUGGGAAUUAUCAGCAGCCCCAGCAGCAGCAGCAGCAGCAGCAGCAAGUGGGGUAUAGCUGAAAAGUUUUGGCAUUCUUGUGCUUUCAACUGAUGAUUAUUAUUAGUGGUGAGAUGGUGGAGUGGUGCUAGUUCCAUCUACUAUAAUGUGCUCUUCGGGGUUGACGAAUCGGCUGUGUUGUUUCUUUGCUAAUAGCAUAUGGCACCUGUAGACCCUUAUUUACUAAAAUUUUGCACAAUUGCUAUCUUUAAUGUGCUCAUGUUAUAUGGUCUUAUUUCUAUAUAUUAUGCUUUGCUUCU
Messenger RNA from Manihot esculenta (cassava), 1631 nucleotides. Its product is annotated as polyadenylate-binding protein RBP45B. The record is from RefSeq and is a predicted model, not a curated record. Bases 75 to 1394 code for a protein of 439 amino acids. Gene Ontology annotation, molecular function: mRNA binding. The transcript has 6 exons. Gene Ontology annotation, cellular component: cytosol. NCBI's taxonomy places the organism in Eukaryota, Viridiplantae, Streptophyta, Magnoliopsida, Malpighiales, Euphorbiaceae.